This is a messenger RNA of Annulohypoxylon maeteangense, 2298 nucleotides long. RefSeq lists its product as uncharacterized. The record is from RefSeq and is a predicted model, not a curated record. Bases 1 to 2298 code for a protein of 765 amino acids. The transcript is spliced from 4 exons. Gene Ontology annotation, molecular function: protein binding; ADP binding. Lineage: Eukaryota; Fungi; Ascomycota; Sordariomycetes; Xylariales; Hypoxylaceae.
AUGCCUCUACGGAAAGGCAUGCGAUUUGGCCUACCCAUUCGAAACAGGUGUUUCGUGGGUAGGGAACAACAUCUCCGCCAACUCCAGCGAUUUCUUGUCCAUAACGCAGUAACACCAUCAGGAUCUGAAAACGCUACGAGUUGCAUUUUACACUCGCAAAGUGGCUUGGGGAAGACGGAGAUAGCUGUUGAAUUUGCUUACCGAAACCGACAUUCCUUUGACUGUGUCGUCUUCCUCAAGUGUUCUACGGAAUCCGGCCUGUCAGAAGAAUUCCAAUCUCUUGCCGAAUAUCUUGGCAUCCGUGCGACAGGCUCGACGAUAGUUGAAAGGAUUAAGGAGUUAUUCGAACAAUCAAAAUUGCGAUGGCUUUUAAUUCUCGAUGAUGUUGACUUUGAACUUGACUCCCUGCUCACUAGGGGCGAGUUUGGGUCGAUUAUUGUGACAACACGGAAAGAUACAAUGUGUGAACUCGGCCAUGCGAUUACCGUCGAGCCCCUAAGCGAGAAAAAAGGGGCAGCAUUAAUGCACAGAUAUUUCGAGCAGGCGCAUCAUGGACGCCUCUCUCCUUUAUUCAAGGACCAGGAAUUGCGAGAAAUCUCAAGGAAGUUUGGAAACCAUCCUCCGUCUCUCCUGAAAGUUGUUAACGCAAGCAUCGACUAUGAAUCCUCUCACCGGAUUCUCCAGGACCUAGAUGGGCGGGACGAAAUUGCAUCUGUCGUUAGAAAGACUUCGACAAAGGCGAAAGUUAACUUCACGGAUCUUCCUAGAACCAGUCUCAACCUCCUCUUAGUAGUGUCUUUCCUUGAUGGUGACUUCAUUUCCGACGAUCUCCUAUUAUCCUCAAGGGGUAUCCCAAUCGACAUCGGCUGUGCCGAUCCCUUCAGGAUGCGAGAGACCAUCAAGUUCCUGCGGAGAAAGGGACUUAUCUGUCGACUACGAGGUGGGAUAUCAAUUGACCGCGACCUGCAGAUCGACAUUCUCUGCUGGCUAGAUAUUUUCACCGCACUCCGCGACGCGGUCUUCUCGUCUGCUUGCCAUCUUGUUCGAAGCAUGAUACCUUCAGCCGACGCACUGCAGAAUCUUGUUUCUUGCGAUUCCAACAAUGUGGUUCGUGGCGCAAUUCCUCAUGCAUUACGCUUAUACGAGAAUCUCCAUCAGACUCCUGGAAAUAAGGUAGCAUCUUCUGCACUUGCUCUUACGUUUAGCAAAGCAAGUCAAGAUUCCUGGGUUAGAACGUCAUCCAUGGAGGGAAACAUAAUAUUGAAAGCAGCCUUGGCACUUGUUCAGUCAUUCCAGUCGCAAAAAGGAACGCGAAAUGGGAUCCCGAACCAUUUCACUCACUUCGACUCCCACGGUCGAAUCGAGGAUUCACGCGACACAGCGGCAGCCCUCGAAACUGAUAUCUGCGGUUUUCUUGGCGCCGUCAGCUCCAAAAACGGGCUUGAAGAACGACAGCGAUCUAUGACCUAUCGCGGAUCAGCUCUACAAGUACGGUUGAGGUACACGAACAUGACGGACCCAACAUUUUCAGCAACCCGAGAUACGGAUCUCAUUCUUCAAAAUGCCUACUCGGAUCUCAGUUUCGGGCUGCUCUGUCAAGGAGACUUCAGUGAGGCGGAUCGUGUCAUUGAAAUGUGCCGGAGCCAUUUCGAGGGAUGGGAUCCCAAUAGAUCCGAUCUUCCGUUUCAGUAUGCGAAAUACUACCUCGUGAAGUCGUUCACAUUCAUGGCGUCUGGGGAGUCAGGCCGAGCUCUCCAGUUCUGUCAGCGAGCAAUUGAUUUUCUUAGACAAGGGCAUCAUGAUACUUGGCUUUUCUCACACUACCAAUUUGCCCAAGCGACAAUGUACUUCUAUGCUGGACAGGCGAUGAAGGCCCUGGAACUACACGAAGCCAUUCUAGCGGAGAGGUCAUCAUAUUCUCUCCCGGAAGAUGAUAUACGCUAUGUUGAGAGCGUAUAUAUGGUUGCCGCGUUAAGUUAUUUCACUGGUGCCUAUGAGCGCUCACAAAACCUAUGCGAAUCGAUUCUGGAAUAUGGAUUAGAGAACCACCCCGAAGAGUGCGCUCGACUACAAUAUAUGCUAUCUCAAGCUUACUUCAAACUCGGCAUGAUUGACGACGCAAGAAUUAUGUCGGAUAGGGCACAUCGUUUUAGAAUUCAGCGUAUAAGCCUCGUUCCCGACGAAAUCCCUAGAGCGGAAGAACCAUUAGCGAUGCACGACCACUUCUGCUCCGUCUACACUAGACUAACUAGCAAGUUAAAAUCACUAUCUGUAGGAAGAGUGGUUAGUAUCUUCUAA